CCCCCGCCCCAUGGGUGUUUUUGCCUCUUUUGCGGUGCGGGACGCGGUAGUGGCUAGCGGAGUGCCAGGCCCCGGGCUCUCUGUGCCCUUUUCCUGGGUCAGGGACUAGGCAGUGACUUGGCUCCUGGGCGCCGAGCCCGGGAGCGAGCGCGGGCGGCCGCCGUCACUCCCGCGAGUUCUCGUCCCGCUUUGCUUCUCCCCUGCUCCGAGCGCAGCACUUGGACUGUCCGGGACCGACGGCCCGGAGCACGGUGACCCUCGCGGCUGCUGGGGCGGAGACCAGACUACAGCCGCCGGACUGCGGGAGCGCUGGGGACGAGGACGAAGAGCAGCAGGGAAGAUGGCGUCGGAGCUGGAGCCCGAGGUGCAGGCCUUCGACCGCACUUUGCUGGAAUGUUCGGCCGAGGAGACCGCGGGGAGAUGGCUGCAAGCAACUGACCUCACUAGAGAAGUAUACCAGCAUCUAGCCCACUAUGUACCCAGAAUCUACUGCAGGGGUCCCAACCCUUUCCCACAGAAAGAGGACAUGCUGGCCCAGCAUGUUUUGUUGGGGCCGAUGGAGUGGUACCUUUGUGGUGAAGAUCCUGCGUUUGGAUUUCCAAAACUUGAACAAGCAAACAAGCCUUCUCAUCUUUGUGGUCGUGUUUUUAAAGUAGGAGAGCCUACAUACUCUUGCAGAGACUGUGCAGUUGAUCCAACUUGUGUUUUGUGCAUGGAGUGCUUUUUGGGAAGUAUUCACAGAGACCAUCGAUACAGGAUGACAACUUCAGGAGGUGGCGGUUUCUGUGACUGUGGCGACACCGAAGCUUGGAAAGAAGGUCCUUACUGUCACAGACAUGAGCUUAACACCGCUGGAAUUGAAGAAGAGGAGGAUCCUCUUGUGCAUUUAUCUGAAGACGUGAUAGCAAGGACUUACAACAUUUUUGCUAUUAUGUUUCGGUACGCAGUGGAGAUACUAACCUGGGAAAAGGAAAAUGAAUUGCCAGCGGAUUUGGAAAUGAAAGAGAAGAGUGACACUUACUAUUGCAUGUUGUUUAACGACGAGGUCCACACCUAUGAACAAGUUAUUUACACUCUUCAGAAAGCUGUGAACUGUACACAGAAGGAAGCCAUUGGUUUUGCAACUACAGUAGAUCGGGAUGGGCGUAGGUCUGUUCGAUUUGGAGACUUCCAGUAUUGUGAACAAGCAAAAUCAGUGAUUGUGAGAAAUACCAGUAGACAGACAAAGCCACUCAAAGUUCAAGUUAUGCAUUCAUCUCUUGUUGCACACCAGAAUUUUGGUUUGAAGCUUUUGUCUUGGCUGGGAAGUAUCAUUGGAUAUUCAGAUGGCCUUCGCCGGAUUUUGUGUCAAGUUGGAUUACAAGAAGGGCCAGAUGGUGAAAACUCUUCUCUGGUGGAUAGAUUGAUGCUUAGUGAUUCCAAAUUAUGGAAAGGUGCUAGGAGUGUAUAUCAUCAGUUGUUUAUGAGCAGCCUCCUUAUGGACUUGAAAUACAAGAAACUAUUUGCUAUCCGAUUUGCAAAAAAUUACCAGCAGCUGCAGAGAGAUUUUAUGGACGAUGAUCACGAGCGAGCAGUGUCGGUGACUGCUCUGUCUGUCCAACUCUUCACCGCGCCCACACUGAACUAUGAGCGUUUGCAGAGUGAUUAUGUGACAGAUGACCACGACAGAGAGUUUUCAGUCGCAGACCUCUCGGUUCAGAUAUUCACAGUUCCUUCACUUGCUCGAAUGCUCAUCACAGAGGAGAACCUGAUGACCAUUAUCAUCAAGACUUUCAUGGAUCAUUUGCGGCAUCGAGAUGGCCAGGGCAGGUUUCAGUUUGAACGAUACACUGCUUUACAAGCCUUCAAGUUCAGGAGAGUUCAGAGCCUUAUUUUAGACCUCAAGUACGUGUUGAUCAGCAGGCCAGCUGUGUGGUCGGAUGAGCUGCGGCACAAGUUCCUCGACGGGUUUGAUGCCUUUUUGGAAUUACUGAAAUGCAUGCAGGGAAUGGAUCCAAUCACACGACAAGUAGGACAACACAUUGAAAUGGAGCCAGAGUGGGAAGCAGCCUUCACGCUGCAAAUGAAACUGACGCACGUCAUCUCCAUGGUGCAGGACUGGUGUGCUUCAGAUGAAAAAGUGUUGAUUGAAGCUUAUAAGAAAUGCCUUGCUGUAUUGACACAAUGUCACGGCGGUUUUACUGACGGCGAACAGCCAAUUACACUAAGUAUUUGUGGACACUCAGUGGAAACUAUCAGAUACUGUGUCUCCCAAGAAAAAGUUAGCAUUCACCUCCCAGUUUCUCGCUUGCUUGCAGGUUUGCACGUAUUACUAAGCAAAAGUGAAGUGGCAUAUAAAUUUCCAGAGCUCCUACCUCUAAGUGAACUUAGCCCACCCAUGUUGAUAGAACACCCUCUUAGAUGUCUUGUUUUAUGUGCCCAAGUACACGCUGGAAUGUGGAAGAGAAACGGGUUCUCAUUAGUAAACCAGAUUUAUUACUACCAUAAUGUGAAAUGCAGGCGUGAGAUGUUCGACAAGGAUAUCAUGAUGCUUCAGACAGGUGUCUCCAUGAUGGAUCCAAAUCAUUUCCUGAUGAUAAUGCUCAGCCGCUUUGAACUUUAUCAGAUCUUCAGUACACCAGAUUAUGGGACAAGAUUCAGUUCCGAGAUCACCCAGAAGGAUGUUGUUCUGCAGAACAAUACUCUAAUAGAAGAAAUGCUAUACCUCAUCAUAAUGCUUGUUGGUGAGAGAUUUAGUCCUGGGGUUGGACAGGUGAAUGCUACAGAUGAAAUUAAGCGGGAGAUUAUCCAUCAGUUGAGCAUCAAACCUAUGGCUCAUAGUGAAUUGGUAAAGUCUCUACCUGAAGAUGAGAACAAGGAGACUGGCAUGGAGAAUGUCAUUGAAACAGUUGCCCAUUUCAGGAAGCCUGGAUUAACAGGACGAGGCAUGUAUGAGCUGAAGCCAGAAUGUGCCAAAGAGUUCAAUUUGUAUUUUUAUCACUUCUCAAGGGCAGAGCAGUCCAAGGCAGAAGAAGCUCAACGAAACUUGAGAAGACAAAAUAAAGAAGAUACAGCGCUUCCACCUCCAGUUUUGCCGCCUUUCUGCCCCCUGUUUGCAAGUCUAGUUAACAUUCUGCAGUCGGACGUCAUGCUGUGCAUCAUGGGGACGAUACUGCAGUGGGCCGUGGAGCGUAACGGAUCUGCCUGGUCAGAGUCCAUGCUGCAAAGGGUGUUACAUUUAAUUGGAAUGGCACUACAAGAAGAAAAACAACAUUUAGAGAAUGCCAUGGAAGAGCAUGUAGUAACAUUUACCUUCUCUCAGAAGAUUUCAAAGCCUGGAGAAGCACCGAACAACUCUCCCAGCAUCCUGGCCAUGUUGGAGACACUACAGAACGCUCCCUCCCUGGAGGUCCACAAAGACAUGAUUCGGUGGAUAUUAAAGACUUUUAAUGCAAUCAAGAAGAUAAGAAAGAGUUCCUCUAGCAGUCCCGUGGCAGAGGCAGAAGGAGCCAUAAUGGAGGAGAAUUCAAGAGACAAAGACAAAGCUGAGAGGAAAAGAAAAGCUGAAAUUGCCAGACUUCGAAGAGAAAAGAUCAUGGCCCAGAUGUCUGAGAUGCAGCGGCACUUUAUCGAUGAGAACAAAGAGCUCUUUCAGCAAACGCUAGAACUAGAUGGCUCUUCCUCCACCAUUCUUAACAACAGCCCGGUUGUUUCAGGUAUGACCCUUACAGCCUUGGGCCCAGCACAAACACAGGUCCCUGAACACAAACAAUUUGUCACCUGUAUAUUAUGUCAAGAGGAGCAAGAAGUUAACGUGGAAAGUAAAGCCAUGGUCUUGGCAGCAUUUGUCCAAAGAUCAACUGUACUAUCAAAAAACAGAAGUAAAUUUGUUCAGGAUCCAGAAAAACACGAUCCGUUAUUCAUGCACCCGGACCUGUCUUGUGGGACACACACUGGUAGCUGUGGGCACAUUAUGCAUGCCCAUUGUUGGCAGAGGUAUUUUGAUUCCGUUCAAGCUAAAGAGCAGAGAAGGCAGCAAAGAUUACGCAUACAUACGAGCUAUGACGUAGAGAGCGGAGAGUUCCUCUGCCCGCUGUGCGAGUGCUUGAGCAAUACUGUUAUUCCUCUGCUGCUGCCUCCGAGGAGUGUUUUCGGCAGCAGGUUAAAUUUUUCAGACCAACCAAAUCUGACUGAGUGGGUUAGAACAGUAUCUCAGCAAAUAAAAGCACUACAGAGUCUGAGGAAAGAAGAAAAUGCUCCCAAUACUGCCUCUUCAAAGAAUUCAAAGAACAUGGAUCAGUUACAGCUCCCUGAAGGUUUCAGGCCUGAUUUUCAACCUAAGAACCCUUACUCUGAGAGCAUUAAGGAAAUGCUAACAACAUUUGGAACUGCUACCUACAAGGUGGGACUAAAAGUUCACCCCAAUGAAGAGGAUCCCCGAGUGCCCAUAAUGUGUUGGGGUAGCUGUGCAUACACCAUCCAGAGCAUAGAAAGGAUUCUGAGUGAUGAAGAUAAGCCGCUGUUUGGUCCCUUGCCUUGCAGGCUGGAUGAUUGUCUUAGGUCACUGACAAGAUUUGCAGCAGCACAUUGGACGGUGGCAUCACUUCCGGUGGUACAGAGACAUUUUGGUAAACUUUUUGCAUCAUUGGUACCUAAUGACAGUUAUGAUGACAUUCCGUGCAUACUAGAUAUCGACAUGUUUCAUUUGUUGGUGAGUUUGGUGCUCGCUUUCCCUGCCCUGCAGUGUCAGGAUUUUUCAGGGCUCAGCCUUAGCACUGGAGACCUGCACAUCUUCCACCUGGUUACUAUGGCGCACAUCAUACAGAUCUUACUGACCUCAUGUACAGAAGAGAACGGCAUGGAUCAGGAAAACCCCACGGGUGAAGAAGAGUUAGCAGUGCUUGCUUUGUAUAAAAUACUUCACCAAUGUACAGGAAGUUGUUUCCUGACCUUCAGUGCCUUGAGAGAAAUACCCUCUGGCUGGCACCUGUGGCGGAGUGUCAGAGCUGGCAUCAUGCCUUUCCUGAAGUGCUCGGCUUUGUUUUUUCAUUACCUAAAUGGAGUUCCAUCGCCACCUGACAUUCAAGUUUCAGAAACAAGCCAUUUUGAACAUUUAUGUAACUAUCUUUCCCUGCCAACCAACCUCAUUUGCCUUUUCCAACAAAAUAGUGAGAUAAUGAAUUCGCUGAUUGAAAGCUGGUGUCGUAACAGUGAAGUUAAAAGAUAUCUAGAAGGUGAAAGAGACGCAAUAAGUUACCCAAGAGAAUCAAACAGAUUAAUUGACCUUCCCGAGGACUACAGCAGCCUCAUUAAUCAAGCAUCCAAUUUCUCGUGUCCCAAGUCAGGCGGUGAUAAGAGCAGGGCCCCGACGCUGUGCCUCGUGUGUGGAACGCUGCUGUGCUCGCAGAGCUACUGCUGCCAGACAGAGCUGGAAGGGGAGGACGUCGGCGCCUGCACUGCGCACACCUACUCCUGCGGCUCGGGCGCGGGCAUCUUCCUGAGAGUACGUGAAUGUCAGGUGCUAUUUUUAGCCGGCAAAACCAAAGGCUGUUUUUAUUCUCCUCCUUACCUUGACGACUAUGGGGAGACUGACCAGGGACUCAGACGGGGAAACCCUUUGCAUUUGUGCAGCGAGCGAUUUAAGAAGAUCCAGAAGCUCUGGCACCAACACAGCAUCACGGAGGAGAUUGGACAUGCGCAGGAGGCAAACCAGACCCUGGUUGGCAUUGACUGGCAGCAUCUAUAAUCGCUUCACCACCAAAACCCCCAACUUGGAAUUUUGUAACCCGGUCAGCUUUUUAAUGAAGAAAGUGGGAAAUAGUUCUGAAUUUCGAAAUAAAUUCUUUAUUUAAGUUUUCCUUCCCAGUUUUAUUUUUGUAGUUUCGGGCUCCAGGGACUGAUGAAAAUCCUCUCCCACCGCCAGAUUUUCUUGGACUGUUGCUGUGUCCCUCGCGGGUCACAGGUCAAGUCUUCGAGCAGGGAAGCAGGAGCGGUGUCCGAGCGGCCGGGUCGUGCUGCCUGGCUCCUCUCGGUGCCUCAGCCUGGGGGCCGGGCGGGUGCUCCCCGCUGCCGGAGUCUACCUCGGAGAGCAGCCCGCAGGUGCCGAAGGUCGGCCGCGGCGGGAGCGCCUGCGCGGGAGGAGCCAGAGGCGGCCGCUUUCCUAGGGCGUUGCCGGGCUCUGCCCAGCUGCAGAGGGUUUUUGUGUUCUCUUUGGGGCAGGACUUCUGGCUUUGAGAGAACUCACUAAAAGGGCUUUUUGAAAACUUAAAAAAUCUGCCAUUUUUCAGGUAGUAAUACUUCCGUGUUCUCCCCAAGGCCAGACUGAGUGUGUGUGCAUCUAGGGUCAGACAAGCAGAACUGAGAGGGAGAACCCAGCGCUGCGGGCGCCCCGCCAGCGUUCCCGGGAGCAGGGGCUUCGGGCUUGCUUAGGGCUUCGGGAACAGUCUGCAGCCAGGCCUCCUGAUCUUUUUAACCAUCACUGUUCUUACUAAGAGGUGCCUUCCUAGAACAACAGCCGCUUAGUAAAAGCUUUAUCACACAGCCACCCCCUACUGCUGUGUGCAUCUUGGUCCCGAGUGCCUGCAGUGGGCUGGGAAUGCUGCGCCUCCACUCUGCUCGGGACAAGUCAAAGGAACGGCAGAAGGAUCUUGAGCGUCUCAGCCGGUGCAAGUGACCCUCUGACUCGGCGUCCAUUGAAUUCCUUUUCCACGUUGUUUCUCUCAGCUCUGCCUGCUCCCCCAGCUUCCUAGGAGCCAGAGCCCCAUCUCUGCAAGAGUGCGUGUGACAGAGCCCCCUCUUCAAAGGAUGGCCUUAACGAAAGUAACCUUUUGCUUGGGACUGGCUCACAAAGCUAAGAGGAAUCCCACCAGGAAGAAACUCCAGAUUAGAAUCUGCAUCACAUUCCCAAAUUUUUUCUGGCCUUUUUUUUUUCAUUUGUAAAAUCUGAUUGGGCUGUGGAAAGAAUGAUUGCUGUUUAUUUUGGGACACAGUUUCUUAGCCUUUGAGUUCAGUUUCUUUUCUGAACGGCUUUUCUCCGUACAUUUGCCAUGCCUAAAAUCAUGAGACCAGUUUUCUCCCCCUAAAUGGGUUGUUACCAUUGUCACCAAAGCUGACAGCGUGCCUGCCCUCAGGCCUGACCGCGUAGAGGCCCAGAGGCCUGGAGUUAGCGGAAGGUGUCCCUGGCUGCCACUCCCCGUGGGAGGAGAGUCUGGGAGAAGAUGAAAUUCUAACGUGCACACCCUUGGGCUUCCGGAUGUUAAGUCAGCGGUCUUCCCUACCUUGCAUCUUAGUUUUGCCAUUCGUCCUGCAUGUUUAUGUUUAUUGUAGAGAUGUUUAUAUAACAUGCUUUCCGUAUCAGGGAAAAUCCUGUUUAAUAAAUUGGCUCUAACUUUAAUAUCUGUGAACAACUUGGAAACUUUGGAAUGUACCAUAUGUAAAAAGUUUUAAGAUAUCCAAAUAAAUACUUUAGGUGUUGACAUUA
This is a messenger RNA of Chinchilla lanigera (long-tailed chinchilla), 7459 nucleotides long. It is a transcript of the gene Ubr2, whose product is annotated as ubiquitin protein ligase E3 component n-recognin 2. Gene Ontology annotation, cellular component: ubiquitin ligase complex; cytoplasm. Gene Ontology annotation, molecular function: ubiquitin protein ligase activity; zinc ion binding. Bases 341 to 5725 code for a protein of 1794 amino acids. The record is from RefSeq and is a predicted model, not a curated record. The transcript is spliced from 48 exons. Lineage: Eukaryota; Metazoa; Chordata; Mammalia; Rodentia; Chinchillidae. Gene Ontology annotation, biological process: ubiquitin-dependent protein catabolic process via the N-end rule pathway.